This is a messenger RNA of Sardina pilchardus (European sardine), 1021 nucleotides long. RefSeq lists its product as uncharacterized. The transcript has 6 exons. The coding region runs from base 395 to 1021 and encodes 208 amino acids. Lineage: Eukaryota; Metazoa; Chordata; Actinopteri; Clupeiformes; Clupeidae. The record is from RefSeq and is a predicted model, not a curated record.
AUGGCGGAAUAGGAGAGGCGGCCCCUGCGCCCGGAUACAGCGAGUAGAAGCUCAGGAGACUCGCUAAAUGUGCCCCGCUGGAAGCGAGAAUUUCGUCUGUCUGUCAGAGAGAGCCCGGAAAACUUUGAGGAAUUUGGGGCUUCUCUUUGACAUGUAAUUUGGGGGGCCAAGAAAGCCAGCGAUCUAUCACCCCCUCUCCAAAUUGGCCGUCUGCACGGGAUCAUUCCAGUUACCCAGGCCCCCCACCCCGCACACACUCUCGGUUCUUGGGGUGUGUAGAGAGGGGUAGGGGAACAGAACGUGGAGAAAGAGGAAAAAUAAUUGCACUUUUCUGAAAUAUAACGCCACGCGUUUUGGGAGAGGAGUCGUGGGACGUUGGGCACAUGAGUGACCGAUGCUAACUUCGUCCUCUCAGGGCAGAAUGGGUGUGUUCCCGCUGCUCCUGCUCUGCAGUGUGGCCCCCUGGGCCCUCAGCUCAGCACAGACCAUCCCCCCUCCCACAGGUCUGCUCCCCAACCUCACAGCCACAGAAGUCCUCUCAGAGGUCCUCACUCCUGCCCCCACACUGACCAAUGGCACCCAGCCCACACCGCCCCCACCCCCGCCCGCCGACCCCCCACAACCCGUCGACCCCCCCGUCACCCCGGCCCCCACACAGCCUCCCCCCCCAACAGUGGCCACCUCUGCGGCCCCCACCCCCCCUCCCGUGGCCCCCCCAGACCCUCGUAUGGUGGACCCCCCGGCCCCCGACCCCCCCACGGACCCCCCCGUGACCCAGCCGCAGCCUCCGGCGCCCCCCACCACCCCGGGCCCUGACGCAGAGCCGGACCAGAACCAGAACGUCACCACGGCCGAGCCGGUGGUUCCCGUCAUGGAGACGACGGCCGAACCCGCGGACGAGACCUCGUCGGAGGCGGAAAAGGAGGUCACCACGGUGACGCUGGUCCCGCCUGCUAUCACGCCUCCAGGUGGCGGUGAAGACACGCCCAUGUUGGCAGUGAUUGGCUGUGAUUGGCUGUGA